AUGAUUGUUCGCGAAGUUCACUUAGAAAACCUUGAAAAAGUAAUCACUUCCGGGGAGAGUUUCAUGGCGUAUGACUAUCCGCCGGAAACGUUAUCGGUUUAUGUAUCGGACGACGGUGGAUCGGAGUUAACUUUGUUUGCUUUCAUGGAGGCUGCCAAAUUUGGAAGGUUUUGGUUGCCGCUUUGCAAGGAAUAUAAUAUUAUGGACCGAUGCCCAGAUGCUUAUUUCAAGUCCAAUUAUUCUGCUAAUUCUGAUGCUCAAAAUAUUAGUAACGAGAUGUAUGAAAACAUGAAGGAGAAAAUAGAAAACGUGGUGGAGACAGGAAAUGUGACAGAUGAAGACCUUUCAAGCGAGGAAGAACUGGAGGCCUUUAGCAAAUGGAAACGAGGAAUCUUCACUCCUCAGCAGCAUCCCUCUGUCAUUCAGGUUUUGUUGGAAAGUGACAAGGACAAAGACACCGCAGGAAAUCCAAUGCCCAAUUUGAUUUACGUCUCUCGGGAGAAAAGUAAGGCCUCGCCGCAUAAUUUUAAUUCCGGCGCCCUAAACACAUUGAUUCGAGUGUCGGCAGUAAUGACAAACGCACCAAUUAUACUGACUCUGGAUUGUGACAUGUUCUCUAAUGAUCCCAAAACGGUCGAAAGAGUGAUAUGUUUCAUGAUGGAUCCUCCUUAUCAACCUAAGUUGGGCUACAUACAAUUUCCCCAAAUGUAUCAAGGGUUAAACAAGGCCGACAUAUAUGCAGCGGAGUUUAAGCAGCCGAUUCAAAUUAAUGCGAUGGGCAUGGAUGGUCUUCGAGGCCCAAAUCACGUCGGCACAGGAUGCUUCUUCAAUCGACGAGUUUUCUUUAGCGGGCCAUCAUCCCUUGUUCAACCAGAAAUGCCUGAACUUAGACCAGAUUACACUCACAGGAAGAAUAUGGCACAUCAGGUAUCUGGGUGCAACUAUGAAAACCAGAGUAAUUGGGGUUCAAAGGCAGUGGCAAAGAAUCCUAAUAAAACAGUGGUGCAGGAAGAUGAUAGCAAAAUUGUAGAAGUCAUACCUGAGGCUGCUAAACCAGUGGCAAUCAAUGUCUCUCCAAAAUGCACAGGAAGCAUAUCUCAAAGUAAGCAGUUUUAA
Messenger RNA from Oldenlandia corymbosa var. corymbosa, 1116 nucleotides. The record is from the annotation of a GenBank genome assembly. NCBI's taxonomy places the organism in Eukaryota, Viridiplantae, Streptophyta, Magnoliopsida, Gentianales, Rubiaceae.